AUGGCUGCCGCAAUGGCGCACGAGGAGCAGGAGGAGCAGCGCGGGUUCUCGUUCGAGCUGUGCCGCCGAAACGAGUACCUCGGGAAGCAGGGAGUGAAGCUGCCGGGAUUCCUCAAGACCGGUACCACCAUCGUCGGCGCCGUAUUCAAGGAUGGCGUGGUGCUAGGAGCGGACACGCGGGCCACUAACGGGGCGAUUGUAGCGGAUAAGAACUGCGAGAAGAUCCACUACAUGGCGCCCAACAUCUACUGCUGCGGCGCUGGUACCGCCGCUGACACCGCGUUCGUCACGGAGAUGGUGAGCGGGCAGUUGGCACUGCACCGCCAGGCCACGGGCAGGCAGUCGAGGGUUGUCAGCGCCCUCACCAUUCUCAAGCAGCACCUCUUCAACUACCAGGGGCACAUCUCAGCAGCACUAGUGUUGGGGGGAAUGGACGUCAGCGGCCCGCAGCUGUACACCAUCUAUCCGCAUGGCAGCACGGACCGCCUGCCCUUUGGGUCCAUGGGGUCGGGAUCGCUGGCUGCCAUGGCCAUCCUUGAGUCCCAGUACAAGGAGGGCAUGACGAUGGAGGAGGGGGUAGCGCUCGUGUCAGCGGCCAUCCGGGCGGGUAUUUUCAACGACCUGGGGAGUGGCAGCAACGUGGAUAUCAACAUUAUCACCAAGGAUGGGGUGGAGGUUCGCAGGAACUUUGAGAAGCCCACACCACGCACUUACAGGGCUGCGGGCUACAAGUUUCCCCCAGGGACGACAA
Messenger RNA from Closterium sp. NIES-65, 751 nucleotides. The record is from the annotation of a GenBank genome assembly. Lineage: Eukaryota; Viridiplantae; Streptophyta; Zygnematophyceae; Desmidiales; Closteriaceae.